This is a messenger RNA of Helicoverpa zea (corn earworm), 1083 nucleotides long. Its product is annotated as methionyl-tRNA formyltransferase, mitochondrial. Bases 30 to 1067 code for a protein of 345 amino acids. NCBI's taxonomy places the organism in Eukaryota, Metazoa, Arthropoda, Insecta, Lepidoptera, Noctuidae. Gene Ontology annotation, cellular component: mitochondrion. Gene Ontology annotation, biological process: biosynthetic process; conversion of methionyl-tRNA to N-formyl-methionyl-tRNA. The record is from RefSeq and is a predicted model, not a curated record. The transcript has 5 exons. Gene Ontology annotation, molecular function: methionyl-tRNA formyltransferase activity.
AGUAACUUUUUGUUAUUGAGUUGGUAAUUAUGAUUCCUAACCUCUCAUCUCAUCUGAUAAAAAUUGUAUUUAUCAGAAAUAACUUAUUUGUUAAGCAUUAUUCUAUUGCAAAAUCAUACAAACUUCUAUUCUUUGGAUCAGAUGGCAUCGCUCUUAGCAGUUUACGAAAAAUAAAUGAUUUACGAAAGAAGGAAAAUCAUCUCAUCGACAGGUUGGACUUGGUCACUACAAGUUCGAAACAUAAAACAGAAAUAAUAAAGUACGCGGAGUCGGAGAACAUAAACACAAUACCAUGGCCUUUACACAGUUUACGAGCUGGAGAAUACGAUUUAGGACUGAUUGUCGCAUUUGGUCACCUGAUUAAAGAAGAUCUCCUUAACAAAUUCCCGCUUGGUAUGGUGAAUGUCCACCCCAGUCUAUUGCCGAGGUGGCGAGGAGCGGCUCCCAUUAUCCACACACUCUUACAUGGCGACCAGGUGACAGGAGUUACACUUAUGAAAAUCAAAGCAGACAUUUUUGAUGUGGGUGAAAUAAUCAGCCAAAUAAAAGUACCAGUGGCCAAAGAUAUAAAAUUACCUGAACUGACAGAGCAGUUAUCUGAGUAUGGUGCAGAAAUGCUGGUAGAUUGCAUCAAGACAUUACCAGCAAGCUUAGAAAAUGCACACCCACAGAGCACGGAGGGAGUAACUUAUGCUAAGAAAAUCCACAAAAAUAUAAGUGAAGUCAGAUGGGCAGAAAUGUCUUCAGUUGAAGUAUACAACCUAUAUCGAGCUAUAUACGGUUUGUAUCCACUCACUACAACAUUUAAAGACAAACAAAUGAAACUUUUUGAUGCAUUCAUCCAUGAAGCUGAAAAAGUCGACCACAGUCAAAAACCAGUUGGAACUUUGGAAUACAGUGAGACAACAAAUGCCAUUAGAAUAUUAUGCAAAGAUCGAAGAUAUAUUUAUUUUAAAUCACUUAGGAUAGUAGGCAAAAGACAAAUAUCGGCAUUAGACUUUUAUAAUGGAUACAUCAGGAAUGUCCCAGGAGAUAAAAGGGAAUGUACAGUUUCUAGAAAUCAAUAAAUAUUUAUUAUAAAUA